Pedinophyceae sp. YPF-701 is the source of this 2259-nucleotide messenger RNA. Lineage: Eukaryota; Viridiplantae; Chlorophyta; Pedinophyceae. The record is from the annotation of a GenBank genome assembly.
AUGAGGCGAGCGGCGAGGCUCUGGACCUGCACGCUGGUCUUCCUCGCCUUCGUCGGCGUCGCUACGACUGGAUCCGCUACAUAUACGCCAUGCAAGGACAAUCCGACGGCGAUCGAGUGCGGUUCCAGGAAGCCCUCAUCCGUAGCUAGCCGUCGCGCAGCGGACGGCUCGAUGUUCCUGGCUCGCGUGAUGCAGGAGCCCACACCAUACCACAGCACAUCGCCGCCGCAGCCCACAGCAGCGCCCGAUGGCGACGCGCCGGCCGAGGACGGCGAGAGCGACGGCGAGGGCGAGGGCAUCGGGCAGAGCAAGGAGUCCAUCGCGGGCCUGUCCAUCCUGCUCACCCUCACACUCCUGCAGGCCUCGCUGCUGCUGGGCUGGUGGAUCAGGAAGCGCGACGUGCCGUACAUUCACGAGGCCGGCGCGGCGCUCCUCCUCGGCCUGUUCGCGGGCCUGGUCGUCAGUGCCGUGUCCACCAGCGCGCACCAGCUGGCCUGGAUCAAAUUCCAGCCCGACUUCUUCUUCCUCUUCCUGCUCCCGCCCAUCAUCUUCGAGUCCGGCAUCUCGAUGCCCCCGCGCCCCUUCUUCAAGAACUUCGGCGCGAUCUGCACGUUCGCCUUUGGCGGAACGCUGCUCUCUGCUUUCAUCGUCGGGAUCGUCGUGUGGCUGGCGGGGCUCGCGUACAUGUCGGUGCGCCUCAGUUUCGUGGAGUCGCUCAUUUUCGGCUCUUUGAUCUCAGCGACGGACCCCGUAACAGUCCUGGCUAUCUUCCAGCAACUCAAGGUCAACCAGAACCUCUACGCGCUCGUGUUCGGCGAGUCCGUCCUCAACGACGCCGUCGCGAUCGUCAUGUACCGCACGCUGCGCGAGUUCAUGAUCCGGGAGGUGUCCGCGGGGUCCUUUUUCCGCGCCGUGGGGACCUUCCUGGGGGUGUUUUUGGGGUCCUUUUGCAUCGGGGGCGUCAUCGCGGCCGCGAGCGCGCUGCUCUUCCGCCAUGGACAGUUCCGCGGCGACAACUCCGGCAGCCACGACGAGCACCUCACGCUCCUGGAGGUCUGCCUGCUGCUCAUCUUCCCGUACAUGGCCUACAUGCUCGCCGAGGGGCUCCGGCUGUCCGGCAUCGUCUCGAUCUUGUUUUGCGGAAUCGUGAUGUCGCAUUAUACCAUCAAGAAUCUGUCCGACAGGGCGCGCGACUCGGCACUGGACUUCUUCAAGAUCGCCGCGUCGCUCGCCGAGACCUUCGUCUUCAUCUACAUGGGCAUCACGGCCUUCACGCUCGCCUGGCACUGGAUCUACCUCGCGUUCUCGUUCUGGGGCCUCGUCGCCAUCCUCGGGGCGCGCGCCGCGCACGUGUUCCCAGGGUCGAAGAUCAUCAACCGCGUCCGGGUCCCGAUCCGCGCGAUCCCCGCGGAGCACCAGCAGAUGCUGUGGUUCUCCGGUCUGCGCGGCGCCGUCGCCUUCGCACUGUCGCUCGAGGCGGCGGUGGACCUCCCGAACACGGCGCACGGCGAGGCCAUGCAGGCAGUGACGCUGGCGCUCGUGGUGUUCACCGUUCUCGCCAUCGGCGGCCUCACGAACACCGCGGUCGAGAAGCUCAACCUGCGCGCCCCGAGCCCCGAGGACGAGGAGUCCCCCGGCGACGUCACCAUGGCCCACAUCGCGCACCGGCAGGUGGGGGGCGAGGACGGAGGCGACACGGCCCGGCGGGGCGUCGCGCACGGGUCGCGGAAGUUCGAGGGCGCGUGGAGCGGCCAGGGGAACGGAGACAGCACGCCGAUGUCGCCUGGGGGCACGUUGGCACAGCGUGCGCUCGCGGUGGCCACAAACCUGAAAGACCGCACGACAGCGGUCGCGGAGGCCCUGCCGACCUUCGAGAUGCUGGACCAGCGGUACCUGCAGCCGCUGUUCGUGGGAGGGAGCGUCCCGCCGACGGCCGCGGCUACGCCAGCGCCGCGGAGGCAAGGUGCGGAGGGGGUGGCCGCGGACCACGCGGCGCAGCAGCAGAGGCGCGCGGAGGAAGGGCGGCCGCUGAUGCGGCCCGCGGACGGCCCCGCGUCGGACGCGCUGGAGCACGUGGCGGUUGACGAGCGGGAUGGCUGGGAGGACGACAGAGGCUCGAGCGGGCCGGAGGGAGACGGGGACGCGCCCGUGACGAGGGACUGCGUGUCAGAGGUGUCUGGGGUUUCGGUCGGGCCCGGGCCGUCGUCGUCGGCGCGCCCCCGGCGCGGCAACAGCGCGAAUAGGAAGGCUAGCGAUUGA